This is a messenger RNA of Ylistrum balloti, 4211 nucleotides long. RefSeq names its product adenylosuccinate synthetase-like. Gene Ontology annotation, biological process: 'de novo' AMP biosynthetic process; IMP metabolic process. NCBI's taxonomy places the organism in Eukaryota, Metazoa, Mollusca, Bivalvia, Pectinida, Pectinidae. Gene Ontology annotation, cellular component: cytoplasm. The coding region runs from base 1 to 1374 and encodes 457 amino acids. The transcript has 13 exons. The record is from RefSeq and is a predicted model, not a curated record. Gene Ontology annotation, molecular function: adenylosuccinate synthase activity; GTP binding.
AUGGUCGUGGCGAUGAAUGGUGGAAACAACAUAGAAAUCAUGUCGAGGAAUGGCGAUGUUCCUGUAAAAAGGCAACGUUUUAACACCCGUGUGCCUUUAAAGGUAGUUUUAGGAUCACAAUGGGGAGACGAAGGAAAAGGGAAAAUAGUCGACAUGUUGGCGACAGACGUGGAGAUCUGCUGUCGAUGCCAGGGAGGAAACAAUGCUGGGCACACUGUAGUGGUGGGAACGAAAGCUUACGACUUCCACCUGCUGCCCAGUGGUAUCGUCAACAGUGAGUGUGUGGGUGUAAUAGGAAAUGGAGUUGUGAUUCACUUACCAAACUUGUUUGACGAGAUCAGAAAGAAUGAAGACAAGGGUUUGACUGACCUUAAGAAACGUUUGAUAAUCUCCACAAGAGCACAUCUAGUGUUUGAUUUGCACCAACAAGUUGAUGGUAUGCAAGAACAAAACAGAGGCAAGAACUUAAUUGGUACUACGAAAAAGGGUAUUGGUCCAGCGUAUUCAUCUAAGGCAACGAGGAAUGGCCUACGAAUUGCUGAUCUCCUUGGCAACUAUUCUAAUUUUUCAGAACAAUUUCGCAAGCUGGUAGACUUCUAUGUCAGACAGUUUCCGGAACUAGAGAGUGUCGUCAAUGUUGAAGAAGAGUUGGAACGUUACAAAGUGCUGAGGGAAGAAGUUCGGCCCAUGGUACGUGACACCAUUCCUUAUCUGCACAAAGCCAUCACUGACUGCAAGACGAUCCUUAUAGAGGGAGCUCAGUCUAAUGUCCUUGACAUUGAUUUUGGACUUUACCCCUAUGUGACCUCGUCAAACUGCAGUGUGGGAGGUAUUUGUACUGGACUGGGUAUUCCACCCCAUGUUCUAGGCGAUGUGUUUGGUGUUGUCAAGGCCUACCUCACCAGAGUGGGCAGCGGAGGGUUCCCUACAGAACUUACAGAUGAAAAAGGUCAAAUUCUUGUUGAUAGAGGUCACGAAUAUGGAGUGACCACUGGUCGCAGGCGACGUGUGGGCUGGCUUGACAUGGUCAUGCUGAGAUAUUCGAACAUGAUCAAUGGUUUUACUGCUGUUGCUAUCACCAAACUGGAUAUACUGGACUGUUUCAAGGAGCUGAAGAUUGGUGUGAAGUACAUCCUUGAUGGUCAGGAACUUGACAGCUUCCCAGCUCUGGAUGAGGACUUGAAGCGAAUUGAGGUGGUAUACGAGACCCUGCCUGGCUGGGAAGAGGAGACCUCUGCUGCUAGGAAGUUUUCAGAACUACCUCAGAAUGCUCAAAAUUACAUCAGGAGAGUGGAAAAAUUGAUGGAAGUGCCAGUGAAAUGGAUUGGUGUUGGACAAUCGAGAGACUCCAUCAUAGAAGUGAGCAGCUGCUGACCUAGUGCCCUAGUUAGGGCUUCAUUAGAUGUCAAAGAGCACACGUAACUGAAAUAAGAGGUGUCGGUCAUAAUCUUAUAUUUUUUAAUAUGGUGUAACUGAAAUUUUUAUCCUUAGAAUUGUAAAUCUUACAUGAAUUUUUAGGAUAACACAGUAAAUCUCAUAUAUUAAACAUCCUCCUCUUUUUCCUUUUGCGUUAUGGUACUCAGCGAAAUGUUUUAUGUAAUCUGUCGUAUCUCCGUCUAUGCAUGGCAAUUUUGGUGACAAAUUAUGUAAGGUGUUCUUAAUCUGUAUGAUUAUAUUUUUAAAAUGUGUAAUCAAUUUUCAUUUGUGAUUGAAAAUAAAAUAUUGAUCUAAUUUUUGUAUUUCAUCUGAAAAUAAAUUUUAAAGUAUUUAAAAGAAAUAUAAUCCACUUUGAAUGGUAUGUUAUGGGAUAUCAGUUUUGGUUGGUGCCUCUAUGUGAAGUGGUGAAAUUUUUACCUCUUAAUUUGAACUGAUGACUAAAACAGACAUUUUGCCAGAAGAACUGUAUUUUAAACCUCCACAUGUAAAUUAUCAUUUGAUUUAGUUUUAAUAUGUUGUUUUAGUUUGUUAUAAUUUGUUGAAAAAUCUUCAGUAAAAAUCUCACCUUCCAAUACAAUUUUACUGUAUGGAAAGAAAGCUUAACUUGGCCAUAUUGGUCACAUCUGCAUAGAUUUCUGAUAGAUUUGUGUUGGAAAUUUGGACAAGAUUUUUGAAGGUGAUGACGGUAAUAACUUCAUUGAAUGGAUUAUGCCUUCUAAUUUUGUGAAAUUUUUAUGUGGUCCAAAUUUGACUGAAUUUGGGUGGAGUGAUUUUUUGUGUACCUUCUAUACUAAAGCAUCACUAUUUGUUUGGGAGAGGACAACAUUGCAAGGAAAACUUGUUGGGAUCAUGACUUCUGCUUUUGUAUAUACUUCAGGUGCUACCAAAAGUAAUCCAUGCAUUUGGUUCAUUACUUCUUCAAAUAUUAACAUUUUUUUGAAGGAUAUCCUCAUGCUUUUUAAUUUGUUUUGUUUUUUCAAUUCUAUACACCCAUUGUUGAAAAGCAUUUCUGAAUUCCCGGUAUUCAUUUAUGUCUUGUUUAGGUUUUUUGUGUUAAAUUUCAUUCUUUAUAAGGUAACCUGCUGUCAUGUUGAUGUAAAAAUAUCAAUGUAUUUACUUAAAUAUUUUUAGUUAACCAAUGUCAAUGAUUUUGUUUGCUUCGCCAAUUUUGUAUUUACUUUUCGAAUAUGUCAAGAUAUCUGUAGAUCAUCUCCCUUUGACUACAAAAUUUUGCUGGUUUAGCAUCAGUUUAUCAGGUUUGUUAUAGUGGUAGACUGGAUUUCUUUUGUUGUCUCUGUGUACAUAUCCGUUUGUUACAUUUCUCAAAUGGGCUGGUCAGGGCUAUUCCAGAUUCUGUACAUUUUGGGAGGCACUUUAAUUGAUGUAUACAUGGAUGGUAGUCUUCUGUAAUAAUUUCACAGCAAGACCCCGAAAGCAAAUAUAUUAAACCAUGGGUUGUAAGAUCACUGAAGCAGUCUACUUUCUCUCUGUUAGUUUCCAGUUUAAUCCUAGGUCAUCAUUAUGUGUUAUAUAUUAUAAUUUGUGAAAGAAAUGAAACUUGUAUUUGGAAGGAAAACAUACUUAUUCUCAUCCAACUUCAUUUACAUUCAACUUUACGAUAAAAACUUUAUUGAAACGCAGGUAUUUGGAGAACACGUUAUGAGACAGAUUUUAAGGGACAAAAAUUAGACUUCAAAGAGUAUUUGCCACAUGUUUGUACCUGGUGUACAUUUCUUUUGCAUGGGUGGCUUCUAAAUCAAACUUGGAACAAUAAAAAAAAUAAUAGAUUUCACUGCUCUUUGCUUACCAUAUUAUUAAAUAAAAUGUUUAUCCUAAAUGAAGACUGUUCUAUACUUGUUUGGUGCACAGGUAUCAUUUCUUAAACUAACAAAGAAAUAAAUAAUAGGCCCAGUAUCCUGUAUGUAGUUAUAUUAUAUACAAUAUUUAUCAUCAAUAUUGGCAACAUGUGAAGAUCGUUGAAAUCCUACAUCUUUAUUUUCAUUUUCGGUUCUGGUAUCUAUUUACACACUACCCAAGAUUUUUUCAUGCAAUAACAUUUAUCGUCUUCAACAAAUUCACACGAAGAUUUUGGCAAAAAAAUAUAUAUAGAUAUACUCCCUUUGAUACAUUUGUAAUUCUAAACAGUUUAAACUUGUAAACUUAACAAGAUUUAGUUAAGGCUCGUUGUUGUCAUCUUUUGUAUUUAUUCUAUCUGUCAGUAGAAGAAUUUUUUCCACUUAAAACAGAAAUCACCAACUUUUUGUUCAUUAACAGGUAUACAUUAAAUUCAUGACUUUGAACAUUUUUGCUUAUCAGAAGUUUUGUGAUCCCUGGGCCUGGUUAUUUCUAUACAAAUGUUGUUGAUGGAAUUGGUGUGAAAUAUAUAGAGAAUGCUACCCAGUUGUUACUUGCUGAUGGAAUGUGGGAAACAUGUAUAGUUAAGCUGUAAUAAUGUUCCUGUAUUUUGUACAUUAAUAGAUCUGUUCAUAGACAGCUAAGCAAGACGAGGGCUAUUCCAGAUAUUAUUGGGAGUAUGGAGGACUUAAAACAUUAAGGGAUGGUUAAACAGAGAGAUAAACGAUCUUUACUUGUGAGACGGGGGACAAGACGUGAAUUGUCCCAACCCAUUAUCCACAAUAUCUUUCUGGAAUAGCCCUGAAAUGACACACAUUUCUGUAUACAGUAUAUUGUGUAAUAUUUUUUAUCAGUUAUACCACGCUCUUUCUGUACCUGAACUAAAAAUAUGGGAAGGAUUAAAAUUGUCUGUAAUUCUU